GAUACCUUAUAUACAUACACACACAUAUAUAUGAGUUCUGAUGUAAAUAUGUGAUGUUUAUGAGUGGACCAAAGAUGAUUAUUUCAAAGUCAAACUAACAAACGCAAACAUUUUUAUUUUCAGUGACGAUUCGACAUUAAUUUUACUUUUUAUUUCUUGCCUCUUAAUGUCUCUCACGUUCUUACAUGAUCUCCUCUGAUCAUCAACUAAUUUUCGUUUCUAAACAUUUUCCCUCUGCAUUCUGGCAAUCUGCAUGGACUGAACAAACAUCACGGCCAAAGCUCGGUCCCCAUGAAACCCAGUGGUAGAAUCACUCUCAGCCGUGCAGUCUCCAUCGACGGCCGCCAUGGCACAACCUUCAUUCUGCUUCUCUUCCUCGGCAUCGGUAUACCGGUCAGUACGGCGCAAACCACGUCCGGUACGACUAAUCCCGGCGAUUCAGAAGGUUCCCCAAACGACAGCGGUUUUGACCCGACCAUGGCCAUUCUCAUGAUCGUUCUCGUCAGCUUUUUCUUCUUCCUUGGGUUCUUCUCGGUCUACAUACGGCGUUGCCUCGAGCGAGCCAUCGAUGGUCACUCCGUCGACCCGGGAAACUGGCUCUCGAUGAGGCAGGCGGCGGCGCGUGGGCUCGACACGUCGGUCAUCGAGACGUUCCCGACGUUUCGCUACUCGACCGUCAAAACUCUUAGGGUCGGCAAAGAAGUGCUCGAGUGCCCGGUUUGUCUCAACGAGUUCCAAGACGACGAAACGCUGCGUUUGCUACCAAAAUGCUGCCACGUGUUUCAUCCUGAUUGCAUCGAUGCCUGGCUCCGAUCUCGUGCCACGUGUCCACUAUGUCGGGCCAAUCUCAUCCCCGUACCGGGGGAGUCUUCCUCUCUCCAGUUACCCGUCCUGGUCGGAGAAUCCGAUCACGGUUCUCGUGACCGGAGUCGGGUUUUGGGUUCUCCAGAUGCGCGGUUGAUCGACUCAGUGACGUGGACCAAUCAUAGCAUGCCGCGUAGGUCGAUGUCUACUGGGUGGAGACUAGCCGGGUUGUUCGGCCGGUCUGAUUCCACCAGUCCACCGGUUGAUCUGGAGCGGUUUACGCUGAGAUUACCGCAAGAGGUACAUGACCAGUUGGUAAACUCGAGCAUCGAAAGCAAGAUGACAAAAAGCCCCGUGGCGUUACCUCAAGCCAGGAGCUCGAUGAUUGGGUACAGAACCGGAAGCCUAGGGAGCGAGAAAAAUUACUUCUACUACCAAAGGUUCGGUGAAGACGGCCGGUUGGACCGGAAGCCGUUUUCAAUUACUCCCCCAUAUCGGACCGGUUCACUUCGGUCCCCAGGAACCGAUGAACAGGUGCGGCCAGGAACUCCCAAAGGUUUUCUUCACGGGAUAAUACGUUCACCAUUGGAUCGUUUGAUUCUUCGAAAGGACGAUGAAUACGAACGUUCGCCGGACCACCUUCGAUCAGGGGAUAAGAGUCCUGUCUAGACCACGUUUUCUACAUUGAUUCUCUAUAUUGAAAUGUCGUGUACAUAAUAAUAUUUCUAAAACGUUAUUGCAGUUU
Molecule: messenger RNA, 1549 nt
Organism: Tarenaya hassleriana
Lineage: Eukaryota; Viridiplantae; Streptophyta; Magnoliopsida; Brassicales; Cleomaceae
Product: RING-H2 finger protein ATL11-like
Exons: 1
Coding region: 292-1473 (393 amino acids)
Source: RefSeq, a predicted model, not a curated record